AAAAGGGUGACUCUAAAGAAUAGCGGCCCAAACCGAAACGACCUUCGAACAAAAAAGUGACCUUGAGCAAGGAAUCAGCUGACUGUGUCAUUUUCGGAAGUAAUCAUGGAUGUUUUCGAUUACUGUUUGGAUAACGGACUCAUAGCUUUGUCGAAAAUUUGCCAGUGCGGAGGAGUUAUGCAUAUACAAAUAUAAGCAGAGGCCAUCGAUGGCUUUGUAUACAGAUGUAUUGAGUGCCGAAGGAGGAAAUCGUUUCGAGAUGGUUUGUCGUUGUUUUUUAGUUUACAGAUCCCUUAGGAACUUUUUUCUCUCGGUCUAAACUACCGUUAACGAAAAUCUUAAUGAUAUGUAACUUCUGGGUCCUCAAAAGACCAGUUGCAGCUACGGCUUACGAAACAGAAAAUUCAGAGGUGUCAGCAGUGCAGUGGUACAAUUACUGCAGAGAUGUUUCCUCGUGGAAAAUGAACAGUCUGACUCAAGUUCUUGGAGGAGUCGGUGUAAUCGUACAUAUUGAUGAAACUGUAUUGAUAAAAAGGAAAUAUAACCGGGGGAGAUUACAAUCCAACCAGCAGUGGAUAUUGGGUAUAUACGACACAACACUACGAAAAGGGUAUAUAGAGGCGAUUCCAAAUCGCAGUGCAGGUGUAUUAUUGCCUAUUAUUCAGCGUUUGGUGCUGCCUGGGACGACUAUUCACACAGAUGAAUGGAGUGCCUACCGUCAAUUAUCCAAUCAUGGGUAUAUUCAUCAUGUCGUCAAUCACACGGAGGGUUUCAGGAAUCCUGUGGAUGGAACGCACACUAAUUCCAUCGAAAGUUUAUGGAGUCGUCUGAAAAGACGGAUAAGAGCUGUUAAUGGAUCAAGAAAUCCAAUGAUUUACAGUUAUCUAGAUGAAUUUAUGUAUAGAAACUGGUUUAAUAUGACAAUGAAGACUCCUAUGAGAAACUGGGAGGUUUUUUUGCAACAUAUACGCGAACGUUAUCCUUUGUAACUAUUUAUUAUGACUGCAUUACUUAUAUAUAAACCGUUUUUUACAAUUAUGCGCCUUUCAUUUUGAGCCUUCUCAUUGGUCGAAGUUGUCCCUGUCAAGGUCAUUUUUGCGUUGAAAGGUCGUUUCGGUUUGGGCCGCUAUUCUUUAGAGUCACC
This is a messenger RNA of Trichobilharzia regenti, 1144 nucleotides long. NCBI's taxonomy places the organism in Eukaryota, Metazoa, Platyhelminthes, Trematoda, Strigeidida, Schistosomatidae. The record is from the annotation of a GenBank genome assembly.